Hippopotamus amphibius kiboko is the source of this 608-nucleotide messenger RNA. Its product is annotated as protein Wfdc21-like. Gene Ontology annotation, molecular function: peptidase inhibitor activity. The transcript has 3 exons. NCBI's taxonomy places the organism in Eukaryota, Metazoa, Chordata, Mammalia, Artiodactyla, Hippopotamidae. The record is from RefSeq and is a predicted model, not a curated record. Gene Ontology annotation, cellular component: extracellular region. Gene Ontology annotation, biological process: antibacterial humoral response; innate immune response. The coding region runs from base 133 to 414 and encodes 93 amino acids.
CUAGGCAGGGCUUAGGCUCCCACAACCUCUAGCCCCACCCCUGGUCUUUCAUCCCAGCUCAGGGGGCAGAAGAGGAUAAAUUUCAGCUGUUCUAGCCCUGCUGUGUUGUAACCAAAGACCUGCGACAGCAGCAUGAAGUUGGGUGGCUUCCUCCUCCUUGUGGCCCUGGUCACCCUCAGCUCAGAGGUGCAGGAGCUUCAGGCUGCCGUGAGACCCUUGAGACUUCUGGAUGAACAGAGGCCUGGAGCUUGUCCAAGCUUGCCAGAAGGAACGUUUGGGCUUUGUGCUGAAUUCUGCACGGGGGAUGACUCCUGUCCCCCAGGAAGGAAAUGCUGCAGCAACGGUUGCGGGCACACUUGCCAAAUCCCUGUUCCAGACGAGGAGGACUUCCUUAUCCGUUUGGAUGAUAAAUGAACCUUGGCUUCCCUCAGUAACUGAUCCCAAAUGGCAUCUUUAUCCUAAGAGCUGAGCUUUCUUACUGUCUUUUCCGGAACCCCAGGAUGCCAGGAUAUGGGUCUCAGAUAACGUGGUUUAAGUAUUGAAUUCCGGCAAUUGUUUGAGGAAACAUGGAGGGACUGCUUCCAAAAUUAUCUCUCUUCUGAAUAAAA